AUGGUGGAAUGGAAGUUCGAUUACAGUGACUUGGAUAAGAUUACGGAAAACAAGCCGGAGACGGGACCAGGAGUGAGCGAAAAGGGCGAGCUGUGCGGAAUAAUGUACGAUGAUGAAUACAAGGAGAUAAUGCGGGUGUUUAGAGGCGUUCUGAGCCUGAAGGAAAAAUCCGAGCGUGCGCUGUACGCGACCGAGGUCGCGAUCCUGGCCGUGCCAGCGUUUUACACCGCCUGGAAUUAUCGUUUUGAUAUCGUAAAAGCGCUAUACGGGGACAGCGGAGAUCAAUUGGACAGAGAACUCGACUGGCUUGACGAAUUCACACUCGCGAACCCCAAAAACUACCAGAUAUGGUCUUACCGGCAGGCUGUGCUGAAAGUGCAUCCAAAGCCUAUCUUCCGACGCGAAUUGCCCAUUCUGGCUGCGAUGCUCGACGAAGACUCGAAAAACUACCAUGUAUGGUCCUAUCGGCGGUGGUGCGUUCAGUUUUUCGGCGUGCUUGACGAAGAGCUGACGUUCGCCGACGCUCUCAUCGUACGCGAUGUUUUCAACAACAGUGCGUGGUGUCACCGCAUGUUCGUUAUGAAGGAGCUCGAAGUAGAUUUGGCACAACGGGCGGCCAGCGCCGAGAUCGAAUACGCCAAGGCAAAGAUUUUGAUUGCUCCUCAAAACAUCAGUCCCUGGAACUACCUCCGUGGAAUCUACAAUGGGAUUCUCGGGAGCCAGUUCGAUGCAGAAAUCGUGACAUUUGCUCUUGCGUUUGCGGGCGAUGUAUUUGACGCCCACGGAGAUGCCAGCCCAACCGCGAACGCUCAAUCGUCGUUUGCACUCGAGUUCUUGGCUGCUAUCUAUUCGCAGAACGAAGAAACUGCUCCCAAGGCAAUAGCGGCUUACAACGCCUUGAGCAGCAAAUACGAUCCAAUCCGGAAAAGCCUCUGGGAUCACAAGAUUGCGCGAUUGCGGACAUGA
This is a messenger RNA of Lachancea mirantina, 966 nucleotides long. The record is from the annotation of a GenBank genome assembly. NCBI's taxonomy places the organism in Eukaryota, Fungi, Ascomycota, Saccharomycetes, Saccharomycetales, Saccharomycetaceae.